Molecule: messenger RNA, 5993 nt
Organism: Porites evermanni
Lineage: Eukaryota; Metazoa; Cnidaria; Anthozoa; Scleractinia; Poritidae
Source: the annotation of a GenBank genome assembly
AUGGAAUAUUCGCAGGAGCAGCUUAAUUACUUCAGGCUCUGCUACGUCGCAUUUAAUCUGGUCCCAGUAGGAUUGCGGCAAAUUUUCAAAAACGAAUGGGAUUUUCGUUACAAGACAACUCUACUUGGAGAAUGGAAAGACACGCCACAGAAUGGUCGUGAUUUCUAUAACAACGAAUCUAAAGCAAGUCACAAGAAGAAUGGCCGUUGCCUAGCCACAAUCCAGAAUGGUGACACGGCAGAGUGGGACUGCACCUGUUUGUUUUUUGCUAUCCUGUACUCAGACAGCAUUGGUACCACCUUAAGUCCAGCUGUCUAUAAUGAUGUCGAUGAUAUUCGUCAGGUGCGAAACGAGAUCGCUCAUAUCACUAAGGCUAACGUGGUAGAAGCCGACUACCAAAGUUCUGUAGAUAGGGUGUUGAACGCUUUUACAUCCCUCGGUCUUGUUAUAACCGAGAUCCAGGAGAUCAAGAAGCAGACGACCUUUCCAACGGAGGAACUGGAGAAGAUUAAGAAGCAAGCUCGUGAUCUCCAAGCUGAGUUAGAUCAGACAAAAUCUAACUUACAGCUAAAGGAAAGCAGACUUCAGAGUACAGAAGCUGAUCUGAGUUCCGCAAAAGAAGAAAACAAGGCUCUCACCCAAGAAAUAAGUUCGAAACUUCAGCCGUUUCGCAUUCUUACAUCGCGCCCACCACACGAUAUCAUCAGGCGUUCGCAUGACAUGGCAAGAAUCACAAACAAAAUGGAGGAACUUUACAGCGGUGCCAACGGAGCAGUUAGUACAGUGUAUUUGUCAGGAAAUCCAGGAUGUGGUAAGAGUCAACUUGCCAGGGAGAUCGGACAACAGUUCUUUUCUGAACGAAGGGACGACGAUGAAGAUCUAAUCUUUGUGGCGACAUUAAACACAGAAAGCGUCGAGACACUUGCGAAUUCUUACAUCACCCUUGGAAGACAACUAGGAAUCACAGAAUACGCCUUAACAAGCUUAGAGUCUUUGAAAAGAGAGAAGCCCAUUGAAGCAAUUCAACAACUUAAGUGCUUAAUUUUCCCAAAGGCUUACAAUUUUACAAAAUGGUUGUUAAUAGCAGACAAUGUGAUUGACUUACGCUUAGUUCGCGGCUUACUGCCUGAAAGUGGCAGUAAGGAAUGGGGCCAUGGUCAAGUAUUGAUUACCACUCAAGACAGCGCUACAAUUCCACAAAACGCUCCUCACACUUAUCACGAAUCGUUAAGUAAAGGGAUGAGGAGGGACGAGGCAAUUGAAUUGCUGGAAACAGUAUCGCAAAUACCAGAGCAAGAGCAAGCUGAGAACGUCGCUGAACUUCUUGAUUUUCAGCCACUGGCCUUGGCUGCUGCUGCCUAUUACAUGCAAACUGUUGUGAACAGUGGGUCUUCAAAUUAUAAUUGGGGAGCAUACCUCCAAGACAUAUCAACAUACGGCCAACGAAAUAUGACUGAAACUGUCCUUGCAAAUGAGAGUUCAGCCUAUGCUAAAACAACAAUGGCCGCUGUAGAAAUGGCUGUCCAGAGAGCUGUUGACGCUGACGAGGUCCUUUGGCAGACAUACUCUUUUCUCUCGCUCUGCGCUCACGACGAUCUCCCACUCGAAACUGUUUCGAAGUUCGUCAGAGUCCAGGUAAAGGACCAGCCAGAGGCGUUAAUAAAGGCAAAGAUUGUAAGGUCUUCUCUACUUCUUGUUCAUUCCGAGAAAGAGAAUAAGCAAUGUACGUACCUGCGCUUGCAUAAAAUUGUUUAUGAAGCUUUGAAACGAGGCGAAAUGUUUAACCUAAAAUCAUGGGACAGGGACCACAAUAUGGCAGAAGCCGUAAAGAUUUUCAAGUCCCAACUGGAAGAAAAUGAAGAGAACUAUGCAUUUCGUCAAAAACUGAGGCCCCACUGCGAAUCUUUAAUUAAUCACAUGACCUCAGGGUGUAGUUCGGAUCAACGCACUUUUAUCGAAAGGUUCACGCCCUUCGUAGAAUUGGAUAUAGUAACUGAUUGGCUGGGUACUCUCGCAAGUGUCUGUGAACAAAAUUCUUACUUUUUCUUUGCAAAAACUGUGGUCGAUUUAGCAUGCAACCUACUGGAGAACAUAAAAGAAACUAUUUCAGGUGCGUCCAUUAAGGCGAGGAUUUUCGCCAUAGGUGGUACAGUGUACGAACGCCUGGGAGAAUACAAUCAAGCCAAACAACUUCAAGAAAAAGCACUGAUGAUUCGCAGAAAGAUUUUCGGUGAAGAUCACGCCGAUACGGCAACAAGUUAUAACAACUUGGCAUCAGUCAAAAACAGCCUGGGAGAAUACAAUCAAGCCAAAGAACUUUGCCAAAAAGCACUGACGAUUCAAAAAUCGAUUUUUGGUGAAGAUCACGCCGAUGUAGCAACAAGUUACAGCAACUUGGCAACAGUGUACAGCAGACUAGGAGAAUAUAAUCUAGCCAAAGAACUUCAUGAAAAAGCACUGAUGAUUUUCAAAAAGAUUUUCGGUGAAGAUAAUGCCGAUGUAGCUUCAAGUUAUGACAGCUUGGCAUUGGUGUAUAACAGCCUGGGAGAAUAUAAUCAAGCCAAAGAACUUCACGAAAAAGGACUGAUGAUUCUCAAAAAGGUUUUCGGUGAAGAUCACGCCACUGUCGUAACAAGUUAUACAGGCUUGGCACUUGUGCACGAGAGACUGGGAGAACACAAUCAAGCCAAAGAACUUAACGAAAAAGCACUGAUAAUUUCCACAAAGAUUUUCGGUGAAGUUCAUUCCGCUGUAGCAACAAGUUAUGACAACUUGGCAUUAGUGCACAACAAACUGGGAGAAUACAAUCGAGCCAAAGAACUUCACAAAAAAGCACUGAUGAUUCGCAGAAAGAUUUUCGGUGAGGAUCAUGCCAGUGUUGCAACGAGUUAUAACAACUUGGCAACAAUGUAUCAAAGCCUGGGAGAAUACAAUCAAGCCAAAGAACUUCACGAAAAAGCACUGAUGAUUUACUCAAAGAAUUUCGGAGAUAAUCAUGCCUCCGUAGCAAAAAGUUAUGACAACCUGGCAACAGUGUACGACAGCCUGGGAGAAUACAAUCAAGCCAAAGAACUUCACCAAAAAGCACUGAUGAUUUACAGAAAGAUUUUCAGCGAAGAUAAUGCCGUUGUAGCAACGACUUAUAUCAACUUGGCAACAGUGUACGACAGCCUGGGAGAAUACAAUCAAGCCAAAGAACUUUGCGAAAAAGCACUGAUGAUUUACUCAAAGAUUUUUGGUGAAGAUCAUGCCAAUGUAGCAACAAGUUACAGCAACUUGGCAAAUGUUUACAACAGGCUGGGAGAAUAUAAUCAAGCCAAAGAAUUUCAUGAAAAAGCACUGACGAUUCGAAGAAAGAUUUUCGGUGAAGUUCAUGCCGAUAUGGCAACAAGUUAUAACAACUUGGCAUCAGUGCACGACAGCCUGGGAGAAUACAAUCAAGCCAAAGAACUUUUCGAAAAAGCACUGAUGAUUCGCAAAUCGAUUUUUGGUGAAGAUCAUGUCGAUAUGGCAGCAAGUUAUAACAACUUGGCAUCAGUGCACGACAGCCUGGGAGAAUACAAUCAAGCCAAAGAACUUUACAAAAAAGCACUGCUGAUUUACUCAAAGAUUUUUGGUGAAGAUCAUGCCGAUAUGGCAACAAGUUAUAACAACUUGGCAUCAGUGCACGACAGCCUGGGAGAAUACCAUCAAGCCAAAGAACUUUACAAAAAAGCACUGAUGAUUCGCCGAAAGAUUUUCGGUGAAGAUCAUCCCAGUGUUGCAACGAGUUAUAACAACUUGGCAACAGUGUACAACAGGCUAGGAGAAUACAAUCAAGCCAAAGAACUUCACAAAAAAGCACUGACGAUUUACUCAAAGAAUUUCGGAGAUAAUCAUGCCUCCGUAGCAACAAGUUAUGACAACCUGGCAACAGUGUACGACAGCCUGGGAGAAUACAAUCAAGCCAAACAACUUCACGAAAAAGCACUGAUGAUUCGCAGAAAGAUUUUCGGUGAAGAUCAUGCCAAUACAGCAACAAGUUAUAACAACUUGGCCUCAGUCUACGACAACCUGGGAGAAUACAAUCAAGCCAAAGAACUUUGCGAAAAAGCAUUGAUGAUUCAAAAAUCGAUUUUUGGUGAAGAUCACGCCGAUGUAGCCACAAGUUACAGCAACUUGGCAACAGUGUACAACAGGCUAGGAGAAUAUAAUCUAGCCAAAGAACUUCAUGAAAAAGCACUGAUGAUUUUCAAAAAGAUUUUCGGUGAAGAUAAUGCCUAUGUAGCUUCAAGUUAUAACAGCUUGGCAUUGGUGUAUAACAGGCUGGGAGAAUAUAAUCAAGCCAAAGAACUUCACCAAAAAGCACUGGUGAUUUACAGAAAGACUUUCAGCGAAGAUCAUGCCGUUUUAGCAACGACUUACAACAACUUGGCAACAGUGUACAAAAGCCUGGGAGAAUACAAUCAAGCCAAAGAACUUCACGAAAAAGCACUGAUGAUUUACAGAAAGAUUUUCAGCGAAGAUCAUGCUGUUGUAGCAACGACUUAUAACAACUUAGCAACAGUGUACGACAGCCUGGGAGAAUACGAUCAAGCCAAACAACUUCAUGAAAAAGCACUGAUGAUUCGCAGAAAGAUUUUCGGUGAAGAUCAUGCCAAUACAGCAACAAGUUAUAACAACUUGGCAUCAGUCCACAACAACCUGGGAGAAUACAAUCAAGCCAAAGAACUUUGCGAAAAAACACUGAUGAUUCGCAAAUCGAUUUUUGGUGAAGAUCAUGCCGAUGUAGCAACAAGUUACAGCAACUUGGCAACAGUGUACAACAGGCUAAGAGAAUAUAAUAAAGCCAAAGAACUUUAUGAAAAAGCACUGACGAUUCGCAGAAAGAUUUUCGGUGAAGAUCAUGCCGAUACAGGAACAAGUUAUGAAAACUUGGCAUCAGUGCACGCCAGCCUGAGAGAAUACAAUCAAGCCAAAGAACUUUACGAAAGGGCACUGAUGAUUCGCAGAAAGAUUUUCGGUGAAGAUCAUGCCGAUACAGCAACAAGUUAUGAAAACUUGGCAUCAGUGCACGCCAGCCAGGGAGAAUACAAUCAAGCCAAAGAACUUUACGAAAGGGCACUGAUGAUUUACUCAAAGAUUUUAAGUGAAGAUGAUACCGUUCUAGCAACGACUAAUGACAACUUGGCAACAGUGUAGAAAAGCCUGGGAGAAUACAAUCAAGCCAAAGAACUUCACGAAAAAGCACUGAUGAUUUGCACAAAGAUUUUCGGAGAUGAUCAUGCCUAUGUAGGAACAAGUUAUAACAACCUGGCAAAAGUGUACGAAAGCUUGGGAGAAUACAAUCAAGCCAAACAACUUCAUGAAAAAGUACUGAUGAUUCGCAGAAAGAUUUUCGGUGAAGAUCAUGCCGAUACAGCAACAAGUUAUAACAACUUGGCAUCAGUCCACGACAGCCUGGGAGAAUACAAUCAAGCCAAAGAACUUCACCAAAAAGCACUGGUGAUUUACAGAAAGAUUUUCAGCGAAGAUAAUGCCGUUGUAGCAACGACUUAUAACAACUUGGCAACAGUGUACGACAGUCUGGGAGAAUACAAUCAAGCCAAAGAACUUUACGAAAGGGUACUGAUGAUUUACGCAAAGAUUUUUAGUGAAGAUCAUACCGUUGUAGCAACGAUUUAUAACAACUUGGCAACAGUGUAGAAAAGCCUGGGAGAAUACAAUCAAGCCAAAGAACUUUGCGAAAAAGCACUGAUGAUUCGCAAAUCGAUUUUUGGUGAAGAUCAUGCUGAUGUGGCAACAAGUUACAGCAACUUGGCAACAAGGUACAGCAGACUAGGAAAAUAUAAUCAAGCCAAAGAACUUAAUGAAAAAGCUCUGAUGAUUUUAAAAAAGAUUUUCGUUGAAGAUCAUGCCCAUGUAGCUACGAGUUGUAACAACCUGGCAACCCAAAGUGCCUUGCGCAGGCGAACGAGAAAAGCGCGACAAAAAAUAAGUGUUUUGUUUGUUGA